Paralichthys olivaceus (Japanese flounder) is the source of this 4306-nucleotide messenger RNA. RefSeq names its product E3 ubiquitin-protein ligase RNF19B. Gene Ontology annotation, molecular function: zinc ion binding; ubiquitin conjugating enzyme binding; ubiquitin protein ligase activity. The record is from RefSeq and is a predicted model, not a curated record. Gene Ontology annotation, biological process: protein polyubiquitination; ubiquitin-dependent protein catabolic process; positive regulation of proteasomal ubiquitin-dependent protein catabolic process. Gene Ontology annotation, cellular component: ubiquitin ligase complex; cytoplasm. NCBI's taxonomy places the organism in Eukaryota, Metazoa, Chordata, Actinopteri, Pleuronectiformes, Paralichthyidae.
GCGGAGGUGGUUCCUGUGGUCGGGGAACGCGCCAUCGGGUGCGAAGUGUUUGUCCUCACAUGAACGACGUCUGGAGAUCCGCCAUUUCUUCAUGAGCCGCGGUGACAAAGAAAGGCAAUUAAUGCUAUUUUUCAUAACUUAAUUGAUUUUCUCCUUCGCCCGCGAUCCAGCUGCAGCGACACCGCCACGUCCGGCCCCGGACCUUCAGAUCUGCUGCUGCUGCUGCACAGUGGGGGGGGGAGUCUCUCUCCUGCACCGCGGGGGUCUCCUUCUCUGCACCGGGCCGGACUCGACCAUCACACCCGCCCUCUCUGCAGCCUCCAUCGGUCGCCAAGUCGCUGUCGGUGCGGCGGUGGAGAGGAGAAGAAAACCGAGGAAGAGGAGGAAACAGAGGAGGUUUGGAGGAAGAUUGCUGUGCCACCGUUUGGUCCUGGAGGGGAGGAGCCAGUUGUUGAUCUCUACGCUGCAAAGACAAGGCGCCGCGCACAGCAGAGAGAGGGAGGGACUGCAACCGGUGAAGAAGAUGCCCAACAUGAUGAAGGAGAGUCUGCCAGUUCAGGACUAGUAGCUCUAGCGAACUGCAGGGGAGGUGGAGGACAGAAAGGACACUGAGGAGACAAAGUAAACCACAUGACCAGAACUCGGACGGGCUCCAAAUCAGCGAUGUUCCCCUCGGGCGGGGAUUACCUCCUCCCUGUCGUCUCCCUCACCAUCCCUCCUGCUCUUCCUCCCUCGCACAGCAGAGCACACGCCCAGUUCCAAGAGUCGUGAGAGCUCCCUGUGCUCACCCUCCCACACACACACACACACACACACACACACACACACUUGUGCUUACUCUUCCUCUCUCUCAUACACACACACACACAAUCACACACACAGUCACACACACACCGGUUGUAUCCUGCUCAUGGUCGUUGGCCUGCCCUCCUCUGCUGCUGCUACCGCUCCAGUCCCAGACCAUGAAGAGGCCCAAGCAGCAGACGGGGCCACUGAGCUUCCUGAACUUCUUCAGCAGAAAGCCCAAAUCGGAGCCGAGGCCCGAGAGGCCCCUGGAAGCGUGGCCCAAAGAGGAGGUGGCCAUCACCCUGACGCCCAGCGAGCACCCAGAGCAGGACCUCAGCGUCACAGCAGACGAGGCUGGAGAAUCAAGAGUUUCUGGUGCCGAAAGAGGAGAAGGAGAAGGUGCAUCAGCAGCAGCCGAGGCGGGUGAGGAGGUCGCCGCCACGGCCGAAUGUGCGGGUGGGGUCAGCAGGGGCUCCACCGACGUCCUGUCCCUCUCCUCCUCCAGCCAGGAACAGCUAUUGGACGAACAUCUGGAGGAGUGUCCUCUGUGCCUGCUCAGUCAACCGCGUUGCCACUUCCCACGACUAAGCUCCUGCUCCCACCGGACGUGCUCCGACUGUCUCCGCCAGUACCUGCGCAUCGAGAUAUCUGAGAGCCGGGUGGGCAUCGCGUGCCCGCAGUGCCCCGAGACGCUGGCGCCACUGGAUGUGCGCGCCAUCCUGGAUGACCGGGCGCUGCUGGAGCGGUUUGAGGAGUACCAGCUGAGGCGUUUUCUAGCUGCUGAUCCAGAUACACGCUGGUGCCCUGCACCUGACUGCAGCUACGCAGUGAUAGCUUACGGCUGUGCGGAGUGUCCCAAGCUGAGCUGCGGCCGCGAGGGAUGUGACACGGAGUUCUGCUACCACUGUCGCCAGCUGUGGCACCCCAACCAGACGUGCGACCAGGCCCGGCGGCAGCGAGCCCGCCACACCUCAGGUGGCAACGAUGCCUCCACGCUGUACGUCUUCAAUGAAGAACCUGGAGGAGAUGCAGAGGAGAUCAAACCGUGCCCUCGCUGUGGUGCCUACAUCAUGAAGACCAAUGAUGGCAGCUGUAACCGUAUGAACUGCACUGUGUGUGCCUGUCAGUUCUGCUGGCUGUGUAUGCAGGAGAUCACCGACGUGCACUACCUCAGUCCCUCAGGAUGCACAUUUUGGGGGAAGAAGCCAUGGUCACAAACCCGCAAGGUUCUGUGGCAGGUGGGCAUGUUGCUCGGAGCACCGGUGGUCAUCUCCCUUAUAGCGGGCAUUGCCAUCCCAGUCAUCAUUGUCGGCAUACCGAUCUACAUGGGCCGAAAGGUCCAUGGUCGCUGUAAGAAAAACAGUAUCUCAGGAAGCAAGCACUACUUGACUGUGGCAAGUGGGGUGAUGAUGUCAGUCUUUGUGUCGCCAGUUAUAGCAGCUGUCACUGUGGGUGUGGGUGUGCCGCUAAUGCUGACUUAUGUGUACGGGGUCGUCCCCAUGUCGCUCUGUAGGAACGGCUGGUGUCGACCGCAAAGUGAACCUCCUGAAACACAUAAAAUCCAGCUGGAGGACUUAGCCAGCUAUCUUCUAUUCUCUCAUGUAGUCAGCGACCACUGGACAGGUCAGAACAACCCAGCGCUCGGCGAUACCAGCGUCCAGGAAGUUAGGGUCAGUAUACAGGAAGUGGGCGUCCUACCGAGUACGAGCACCACGCCCCCAGACUUAGAUAGCUAUGUGAGAUUGGAUGAAGCCACAAAACGCCAUGAAUAUACCCAGCGGGACAGUCCGGUGGACUGCGAGGUGGUCAUUGUGCCUGAUAGUGAACUCGACGACACACAAGCGCUUCCUCUGAGGGAAGGAACCAAUAUUGAGGUCCGGGUAGAAAUCGAGACCCAUCCCAGAGGCGCCCGCCAGUCCAGCCUAAGUAGCAUCCUGUCCAGCCGAAGCCUGUCAGUGGAGUCCCUGGGACACUCACAGUCACAGUCCCAGGACUUCUUGUGUGCCUCAGAACUGGAGGAAAGACGAGAGGGGGGACGAGGGAAAGGAGAAGAGCAGGAGGGACGAGAGAAACCAGGAGGGGGAGCAGUAGGAGGGACACCAGUCUUUGAAAUAGAAAGUGUAUGAGGUCCUCCAGUGCAGGCUUUGUACUUGGUUGAAGAUCUUAUUCAGGUUUAAAUGGACACAAACGAAACCAUGUGCUGACGCGUCGCUGGACUGACCCGAAAAUCGGCCAAGGCCUCCUCCUGCUUCCAAGACGGGCCCCGUCCACCAGAUGCCUUCUAGCGCCAUCCUCUUAAAGGAAGACGCAAGUUUUAGAGAGAGCAAAUGAAAAAUGAGACUGUGUCUGCGUGUGUGUGUGUGAGACAAAUAGCAUGAGACAUAAAAACUGGAGGGGGGGGGGCACACUGUAUUGCAGAAAGGAAAGCACCCAUCAGGGAAUGUAAAACAGAAGUGACUGAGAGCAUGUUAGCCAAUUAGAUCAGUCUGUUUUUUAUUUUCUCUGUGUUCCUUAGGACCACCUUACACCCCCCUCUAUUAUAAAUCUAUUUCAUGAAGCCCUCUCUUUGUCUGGCUGUACUCUUAUACUUCUUUCAGUGACCUUACCUCCUUCCUCCCACUUUUGUCCUUUACAAAUAAAGAAACACUCACAAGCAUGAUUUGUUUUAUGGCGGAGAUAAACAACCGAUCACAUCCUAAGACAUGCUGCAAGACAGUGAGAUGAUUUUUACUACCUUAAAGAAUAUCUCCAGAAUUAUAGGAUGCAGUGUUCACAGCUGAAUUGGGCGACGCAUGCUGCACUGUUGGAUUCCUUGCGUGUGAAAGGAGUCCGGCCAAAAAUGACAUUUUGAAACUGUUCAAGCCUGGAUUCAAAAAUGCUCUGUGACAUUGUGUCAGGUUUAUAAUCAUAAUAACAAAUAUUUAUCACAGAUCUUUUACGGAAGCAGAUUAGAGGCAAUAUCACUUCAGCGCGUUGUUUUAGCUCAGCUUUUAGCCUUUAAGAGGAUUCUUCCUCCCAAACGGAAGGAAGGAGAUGCUGCGUUAGUUUGAGAAUGCUCAUUCUAAUGCAGAUAUGCGCAUUAGUAACAACGUGGCAGCAACACAGCACUCUGAAGACUCUCAACUUUUAAAAAUAGCUGCAUGACUACUCGCUGCGUAUCCAGGACAACACAUAUAUGCAUAUGCAUAUUCACACACACACACACACACAGACCGCAGUUAGUGUAGCUGCAGUAGUGUGCACUGCUGAGAACAUUAAAUACAAACUGAAGACCCUCUCAAAUAUUCACAGAGCACCAAAAGUUUCAACAGCAGCAUGCCACCUCAGGCUGAACUGUAAUAACCCCUUCUAGAGGACUUGUGAGAAAUACGUGACUAUACGUGCACUGCUUAGCUUCCUGAGUGUGAAAUACAUGUGAGAGAUGAACUCAGAUGUGAAAUGAUAACCUGUGCUGGGUUUUGGAGAGAAUAUAAAAUAAAGAUUUCACCAUGAAGGACAAAGAAUGCAAUGAUUUGUAUGU